ACUACCGGGGGGUUCCGCAAGCGUAAGUGGGGGAAGUGGGUCUCCGAGAUUCGGGAGCCCGGAAAGAAGACUCGGAUUUGGCUCGGAAGCUUUGAGUCGGCCGAGAUGGCCGCUGUCGCCCACGACGUGGCCGCGCUCCGGCUCAAGGGCCGCGACGCUCGGCUCAAUUUCCCGGAGGCCGCCGACCAGCUCCCUCGGCCCGCCAGCUCCGACCCGAGCGAUAUCCGGUCUGCCGCCCUCGAAGCCGCCGCCCGGUUCCGGUUGGCACCGGACUUCGGCGCCAGCCGGCCCGGUCCCGUUAGCUCGGGCUCGCCGGCGUUCGAGAGGCUGUCGAAUGAUGAGCUCGGGCUCGACUCGCCGACCAUGUGGGACGAGCUGGCGGAGGCGAUGCUUCUGACUCCACCGGCCUGGCCCAAUGAUACUGGUGAGCCAGAGGAUGGCUUGCAAGGGUCGCUGUGGGAUCCGCCGUUGUAGACCAUAACGACAAUAUCCUUAAAUUUUCAGAGGGGAUGGCUGGGUUUUUAAUUUGUAUUUGCAUUAUAUAUCAAAGUUAUCAGAGGAGCAAAACUUCACGUGAAUACAGAUGAAUGUAUCAUCGUUAUUAGAAAUAAGCAGGCAAAGUUGACA
Molecule: messenger RNA, 627 nt
Organism: Phoenix dactylifera (date palm)
Lineage: Eukaryota; Viridiplantae; Streptophyta; Magnoliopsida; Arecales; Arecaceae
Source: RefSeq, a predicted model, not a curated record